GUUUGUUUAUUAACAAUCUAUCAUACAAGUGAACCACAAAAAUGGAAACAAUCUUGGACUUCUCUCAGGAUUUGGACAUAGGCUUGUUUGAUCAGGUGGUGGAUAUGUUCUACAAAGGCUCAGGACCUGACCAGCAAAAAGCGCAACAGGUUUUGAAUGAGUUCCAGGACAAUCCAGACAGCUGGAAGAAAGCCGACCAAAUUUUAUCCAACUCCAAAAAUAGUCAAUCCAAGUACAUAGCAUUGAGCUGCUUGGACAAGUUGAUUUUAUACAGGUGGAAAUUAAUUCCAACCAACGAACAGGUGGGAAUCCGGAACUUUAUAGUCAACAUGAUCAUAGCCUUGUGUGACGAUGAAGAGAUUUUCGCCAAAGACAAGUCUUUGAUCAACAAGAUUGACAUGACUUUGGUGCAGAUAUUGAAGCAGGAAUGGCCUCAUAACUGGCCCCAAUUUAUCCCUGAAAUCGUUUUGAGCUCCAGGAGUAGUUUCAAUGUUUGUGAAAACAAUAUGGUCAUUUUGAAAUUGUUGAAUGAAGAAGUGUUCGAUUAUAGUCAUGAUCAGAUGACCCAGGCCAAGAGCAAGAGCUUGAAAUUGAGCAUGGGGGCCGAAUUCGAAGAGAUUUUCAAGUUGUGCUAUGAAAUAUUGGAUAAAACCACCAAGCCUUCUUUGGUGGUGUCAACUUUAAACUGCUUGCUCAAGUACGUUCAUUGGGUUCCUCGUAAUUACAUUUUUGAGACAGACUUAUUGAAGUUGUUGUGUAACAAGUUUUUGAGCCCUAUUAAUACCAGAUCUGUGAGCUUGAAAUGCUUGAUUGAAAUCAGUUCUUUGAGCUCUUCCGGUUAUGAGAAAAACUGUUUGGAAUUCUUCAAGGAUUCCAUGGAUCAGAUUUACCAAAUUAUACCUCCUAGUACCAACUUGAAGAAGUCAUACCAAAGUGCCAGUUCGAAUGAUCAGUCAUUUUUACAAGAUUUUGCCAUGUUUUUGUGCACCUUUUUAUCCAACAACUUGUUAUUAUUGGAGCAGCUUGAAGAGUUUGGCGACUUGUUGAACAACUCCUUAUACUACUUGAUAGAAUUAUCAAAGAUUGAAGAGAGAGAGUUGUUCAAAACUUGUUUGGACUACUGGUCUCAAUUUGUUAGAGAGUUGUAUGAAGAGAUUCAAAGGUUGCCUCAACAAGAAUUGAGUCCUUUGAUGAGAUUGAACUACACUCCUUCCUCUAGAAACGGAAUUGGUAGCGGAGGUGCUCCAGAUCCCUCUGUUUUAGCCAAGUUCCCAUUAAGACAGCAUAGGUAUUCUGCAAUCUUAUCCAAAUUACGGUUAGUGAUGAUUGAGAACAUGGUAAGACCCGAAGAAGUGUUGAUUGUUGAAAAUGACGAGGGUGACAUUGUUAGAGAGUUUGUCAAAGAAAGUGACACCAUUCAAUUGUACAAGAGUAUGAGGGAAUGUUUGGUUUUCUUAACUCAUUUAGAUGUCGUCGAUACUGAUCAAAUAAUGAUUGAAAAGUUGGCCAGACAAAUCGAUGGAAGUCAGUGGUCUUGGACUGCUAUAAAUACAUUAUGUUGGGCUAUUGGAUCAAUUUCUGGUACGAUGAAUGAAGAUAUGGAGAAGAGAUUCUUGGUUACUGUGAUUAAGGAUUUGUUAUCGUUGACUGAAAUGAAAAAAGGAAAAGAUAAUAAGGCCGUGGUAGCGUCCAACAUCAUGUACAUUGUUGGUCAAUACCCUAGGUUCUUGAAGGCUCAUUGGAAGUUUUUAAAAGUUGUUGUAAACAAGUUAUUCGAGUUUAUGCACGAAACUCAUGAAGGUGUCCAAGAUAUGGCCUGUGAUACUUUCAUCAAAAUUACCUCCAAAUGUAAAAAGCACUUUGUUGCAAUUCAGCCUCAAGAAAGAGAACCUUUUAUUCUUGAAAUAAUUCGUAAUAUCCAGCAAAUCACAGAGGAUUUGCAACCCCAACAAGUCCACACUUUCUACGAAGCUUGCGGUAUCAUUGUUAGUGCUCAAAAUAUCAAGGAAUCGAGAGAUUCUCUCUUGAGUGAAUUGAUGAAGUUACCCAACAUCGCUUGGAAUGCAAUUGUUCAACAAUCUGGUAGGGAUCCCCAAUUAUUGACCGACGCUGGAACUGUCAAAAUUAUUGCUAAUAUCCUCAAGACCAAUGUGGCUGUUUGUAAGGCUUUGGGACCAGGAUUUUACAGUCAGUUGGGAAUGAUUUAUGUGGAUAUGUUGUCGUUAUAUAAGGCAGUCAGUUCAAUGAUCUCAGAUUCCGUCGCUAGAGAUGGAAUCAUUGCUACCAAGACGCCCAAGGUCAGGGGUUUAAGAACGAUCAAAAAAGAGGUGUUGAAAAUGAUUGAAACUUAUAUUGACAAAGCUGACAAUUUGGAAGAAAUCGUAAGAGAUUUGUCCCAACCAUUAUUUGCAGCAGUGUUGGAAGAUUACCAAAAUAACGUUCCUGACGCUAGAGAUGCUGAAGUAUUAAAAUGCAUGUCCACGUUGGUGUCUAAAGUCGGACAUAUGAUACCUGAAGGUGUUGUACUAAUUUUGCAACACAUCUUCGAAUGCACUUUAGACAUGAUCAAGAAUGACUUUGUUGAAUACCCUGAACACAGAGUGGAGUUCUACGGUUUGUUAAAGGAAAUCAACUCGCACUCGUUCCAAGGUUUAUUACAAUUAUCGGGAGAUGCAUUCCAAAGUUUGAUCAAUGCUGCUCUAUGGGCAUUUAAACAUAACAACAGAGAAGUUGAAGAGAACGGAUUAUCUUUGACCUUGGAGUUGAUAGAAAAUGUCGAGAAAUUAGGAGAUACUCCUUUCACCAAAGCAUUCUAUGAGAACUUCUAUUUCCAAGUAUUAUCUGAUACGUUUUAUGUGAUUACGCAACCCGAUCACAAAUCUGGAUUCACGUACCAAUCACAAUUACUUGCCCAAUUGGUUCACUUGGUUGAAGAUAACAUCAUCAAGGCUCCAUUAUAUACUCCCGAUCAAGCAGCUCCUGGUACUUCCAACAGUGACUAUUUAAAACAAUAUUUGGGCACUCUUUUGUCGUCAGCUUUUGAGAACUUACAAAAAGAACAGAUUAUCAAUUUUUUGGGUGUCUUGACGACGGUCUACAAGGACCAAAACAAGUUCAAGGCCACCUUAAGAGAUUUCUUGGUGCAAAUCAAACAAUUUGGUGGAGAUGCUACUGACUAUAUGUUUGCUGAAGAUAAAGAGUUAGAGAAACAAGAACAAACAAGGUUACAAAGACAAAAGGAUAUGCAAGUGGGAGGUUUAAUUAAACCAUCAGAAAUGGAUGACUAGAGUCCGACCACGCGUUGUGGUUUAAUAUUUCAAUAUAUAAGCAGUAAUACACUUGCCAAUCAGUAG
Messenger RNA from Yamadazyma tenuis ATCC 10573, 3353 nucleotides. RefSeq names its product exportin (gene CRM1). Gene Ontology annotation, cellular component: nucleus; cytoplasm. Gene Ontology annotation, biological process: protein export from nucleus; ribosomal large subunit export from nucleus; ribosomal small subunit export from nucleus. Lineage: Eukaryota; Fungi; Ascomycota; Pichiomycetes; Serinales; Debaryomycetaceae. The record is from RefSeq and is a predicted model, not a curated record. Gene Ontology annotation, molecular function: nuclear export signal receptor activity; small GTPase binding.